Ascochyta rabiei is the source of this 876-nucleotide messenger RNA. RefSeq lists its product as uncharacterized. Bases 1 to 876 code for a protein of 291 amino acids. The transcript has 2 exons. The record is from RefSeq and is a predicted model, not a curated record. NCBI's taxonomy places the organism in Eukaryota, Fungi, Ascomycota, Dothideomycetes, Pleosporales, Didymellaceae.
AUGACGACUAUCAGCUUACAGCAAUCACCGUCCUUGGAUCCAAAGAUCAAGAAUUGGAAGGAUGUAGGGUAUUGGGGGUAUUCAGCUUUCCUAGCAUCUGACAAUGAUUUCAUGGUCUUUCGUCGAUUUGGAACACUCAACGCACGACUAUUGCUGCGUUUGCAGGAUCAGAUUGCAGAGCUGGAAGAGAGCUUGGAGGCAUUGGAAAGAAAACAUGUCGGUCCAACAGCUCCCGAUACCAACAACGGGACCUUUAGGAAAGAUCCAUUGUCGGAACGGAAAACAAUUUUGGACGAAAUAUACAGCCGGGUUAGGGAAUAUAGUAACGUCGUAGAUGAGCUGCUCAUCCAGAACUCCACGCUUCGAGACCAGCCCACGGUCGCCCCACGUCAUGUAGAGUCGUUGAAAUUCUGGCAUGAGAGCGCUCAGUACGCGGUUGAAGAUGCCGAAAAGAGGUAUCUGAACCAGUCUCAUGAUCUAAUUCGAGUAGUGCCCAAGUACGUGGCUCCACUGCGGCGCUUACUCGAAAAAUCAAGCAGGUUUCGACUGUCCAAAUUCUGGACUAUGAAGAUUCCUCCCCUGCCACAGCAUAGCACACAUCCGGAAGAGAUACACUACUCUUCGGAUGCGAAGAUCGACAACUUGGUCGGCGUCACCAUAACUAUGCUGGGUAUGAUCAUGCUGGUGACACCGCUGUGGAUACUCAACGAGACAUCUGGGCUGAGGGCGAGGUUGGCAAUUAUAACAGGAUUUGUCGUGCUAUUCUUGGGCUUUGUGGCCUUCACGAAGGUCGCAAAGCCAUUUGAGAGUCUGGCAGCUGCGGCAGCAUAUUCAGCUGUUCUGGUCGUAUUUCUCCAGACUGGUACUGGGACGUGA